Messenger RNA from Owenia fusiformis, 4457 nucleotides. The record is from the annotation of a GenBank genome assembly. Lineage: Eukaryota; Metazoa; Annelida; Polychaeta; Sabellida; Oweniidae.
UGACAACUGGUCUAGAAUGUUCUACUUACGAAAACAUUUAAUGUAGUUUACUUAGUGCUUCAUUGAUGCAGAUCAUUGAUGUGGAAUGCCUAAUGCGUUCACCUGCUUCAUAUAUUGGACUACCUUUACUUGAGAGAGCACAACUGAGUAAGGAAAGAUUAGACAAAAAUGGAAGAAGAAAUUAUACCCAAGUUGGUUUUCUUUCCUCCAGAGGAAAACUUCAAUGGAGAAAUUAGUUCAAAAUCACCAGGGCUGACUCCAGCUAUCAAUAUCAUCACCCCUACAGGAGAUGAUAUUGGAAAUGAUGAACAAUACAAUGGUAAACACAGGAUCAGUAUCAUGGAAGAGAUCAGUGUACAUGAAAAUAAAACAAAUGAAGUGACAACUUUAAGAGAUAACAUGUUUGACUGUAUAGCUAAAGAUGACAUGGGUGAUUUCCCUAUAUUGAUGCAGAGAUAUUUAAAGCUUAAAUCUGAAGGCAUUAUUGAGGGUCUAACUGAUGAAAAUAUGUUAGAAGGUGACAUAAAAAUAACCUUACUGCAAAAGGCUGUUCUAUUUGAACAAAAUGAAGCAAUUGAAAUGCUUCUCCCACAUUGUGAUAAAAAAGACAUAAUGCACAGAACUUCAGAUAUGGGUGAGGGUGGCUGUAUACUACAUGAUGCUGUCGCCAAAGAUAGACAAGACGUGGUCAAAAUAUUAGUCAACAAACUAACCCCCGAUGAAAUGAAGAUUUUAUUAUCAAAUCAAGCUGUUGGUUCAUUCUUUAAAAGUGCAUUCCAAGGACAUGAGUUACCAUUAUUCAUCGCAUGCUGGAUCCAAAACCUCGAUAUGAUCAGAUUAAUCUUGAGCCUCUACCCAGAAUCCAUAUACAUUGUGGAUUCUAAUUCUCUGAAUUUCCUUCAUUGUCUUGUGAGGAUAUCACAAGAAGGUUGCCCAAUAUUUGCUGGGACGGCAUUUCGCAUGAUUUGGCAAUCAGAAGGUGGUAAAGAAGCCAUUGAGCAUUUAAUGAUGGGCAGAUGCUCUAGUACUGGCCAAACACCGAUGCAGUUUGCAUUACGCAGAGGCGAGCUCAAAUUCGUUCAGUUGCUGUUAUCCACAUCACUCAAGAGUGAAACAAUGCGUUAUGGCCCAGCACGAUUCAAUGAAUAUGACAUCACUGAUCUUGAGAUGUGUCCAGAAGUUCCCACAGGCGGCGGUUUACCAGGAAUAAUUCUAAUUGCCACCUCAUCAGACCUUGGUAGCCUGCCAAAAAUGCUAAAUAUGGAACCUUGGAAAAAGAUUCUACAACUUCGAUGGAAUAAUUACAAGCUUCCAAUUUUUAUAAGCUUUCUGGCUCAGUUUAUCAUGUUAAUACUCAUGGCAGUUGGCAUAGUUAUCAUACCACGAAGAGAUUAUCAAUCGGAUAUAAUCGCAAAUUAUACAGCUGAACAAAAUUCUACAUCGCUUACAUUCUUAGAGAAUGCAGGAUACCUUGGAACCAUAGGUAUAGUUGUGUUCACAUUUCACUCUAUGUUCAUACUGUAUGGCGUGUACCACACUUUCAAUGCAAUAACUUAUACCAUAACCCUUAUUAUCGCCAUGAGGAAGCCAAAGUUGAGCUGGGACGAGAUUUACAAGCGUCUCACCAAUCCUGUCACUGGAAAUGGUAUCUACAUUGUACUAGAUCUGAUUUUUGGCUUGUCGACAAUUAUCGGGUAUCUCUCCUUCUUCUUCAAACGACCAGAGGCUGAUGUUUUCAACACACUUCAAAUCAUCACUGGAUUCAUUCUCCUUACAUUCUAUUACAGAUGUCUCGACUACACAUCCUUCUUCACUGUAACUGUUAAUAAAAUGCUGUAUGGUGAUGUCAUACGUUUUUUGGUGAUCGCAAUCGGAUAUCUUUUUGGCUUUGGAGUUGGAUUUUACAUUAUGUAUAAAAACCUAGAAGGCGGGCCCCCAAAAGAUGUGGAAAACAUUUUUGAGACACUGGCGACAACAUAUAAAUUGAUGAUUGGUUUGUCGGACUUCUCAACAUUAAGGGUGCAGUUUGAGGUUGUGUUAGUCAUCAUCUAUGUAGUGUAUUCCAUUCUUAUGACUGUCAUGCUUUUCAAUCUGUUGAUCGGGAUAAUGGCCAACACGAUUAAUGAUGUUGCGGAUCAGAAGGAUUAUCUCGGAGAGCUUCAAAGGUUAUCUACGGUAAUCUAUGCUGAGACACAAGUGGUCCGCUGGUGGAAACCAUUUGCAUCCAGAUGUGUUGAAAAUGGCUCCUUGAAGAUUAAAACAGUGAUGUUUGCAGGGAAAAAUGUAAAACGUCUCUUUAUUGAAUGUCUUGAGGUGAUCACAGAUGAAGAUAAAGAUGAACGAGCUAAGAAGAAGUUCAUUAAGUUAAAAGAUGUAUGAGAUAUCAUCUGUACAAUGUCAUUAAGGAGUUCUGUGCAACUGUACAUUUAUCAAACAAUGGUAGAGCAAGAGGGGGAGAACCCCAAGGGUUCAAAGAUGACAAAUGCUUAUAAUGUAAAUCCGUAUUGAGAUGACAUCAUCGCUGAUUGGUUUAGCGAGUCGAUCGUUGAUUGGUUUAAAACUAGGUCAAUUUGAAAACCAAGAUAGAGGGUAUACGUACUUCCGGGAAAGGAGGUGCGUGGAGGAGGAAAUCGUAUGUCAUCAAUUGAAUCAUGGGGUUUUCCCUCCUCUUGGUAGCAGCUUCAUAAAACAGCAAGAAAUUGCAUCACCGAAGCAAUAUGGAAGUAAGAAUACAAUUUAUUUACAUAAUGUCUGAGCUUCUGUGACAUAUGUCAAUUUAUAAAGAAUUUUCAUUUUACCAAAUAAGGUUGUAUCUUAUUUUGGCAAUUAGAUGUCAUCAUAAAGAUAUGAAGACUAUCAUGCCUGUAUGUAUAUUUGUAUAAUUAAUUUGUUAAAUUUUUAUUGUUUAUAUUGUAUUGUAGAGGACUACGGGUAGUAGUCGUUUCACUGGUAUUAGACUUUAAAUGAAAAGGCUCCUAGUUCAAUGGCAUAGCCAGGAUACAACAUUUGAUGAGGCAAAUGUAUAUAUACUGUAGGUGAGGCAAAUUUAGGCUUGGGGGUAUAUUACUACCUGUGAACUUCAUUUUCACAUUUAAGAUGAAAAAACAUCUAAACAUAUAUUUUUCCAUGAAAUACUGCCUCGCCUGCCAAGUGCCUGGCUACGCCCACAAGUAACAUAUUACAUAUUGGCAAUGACCUUGUUCCUUGUAUUAUUAAUAUGUACCACUACACAGAGAAACUCAUCUUGAUUCAUAAGGUUUCUACCCCUGUCUCUAGACUCAGUGGAAAGAGGAUGGAGAAACUAGCAAUACAGCAUACAUUAAAUUAUAAGCAUGUGCUCUUAGACAGGAUACAUUACUCUUAAUGUUAGUCUUACAUCAAGCUUCAGACUUCCCCUUUGAUUGAUAUCAAACUAGAUAAGAAAAGUACAUGAUAAAUAAAUAAAUCAUGUUGAUGUGAUUCCCUAUCCAUUUGAGUGAUCAUUUUGUGUUUGUAUCCUAGGAGGACUUGAUGCAAGACUAUUGUUAUUAUGUAAUGGGAUAAUAUACUCUUUGAAUGAGAUAUAUUAAAGGCUCCAUGUAAAGUUCAAAUCACUUUGGCUAUAUUUUAAAACUUUACGUAGGGCCUUUGAAAAUUGGGCUUGUAACUUGAAAAUAUUAUGUAAACAUGAUAUCUCAUCUUGUCUUUUAUGAUGUAACUAUGACAACAUAAAAGACAAAUGAUUUCGAAAUCAUAAUAAUUUCAAGAAAUAAACACCUCAGGUUAACUUGAUAGAAAAAAUGAGAUAUUAGUAUAGAUUUAUGAUGUUGUAAACUCAUCAGGUUUUAAAGUGAGUUAUUUGUGAUUAUUUUCAAAAGGGUUGUGACUUUCAUCCCCUUUCAUCAGUUGAGCCUUUGAAUAAUUUAUCGAGCCCUGUCCUUGAUAUCCCAUUGUUUUUUAACAAAUUAGUCUAUUAUGUAUUAUGUACUUAUUCCAAAUUGUAAAUUCAGGUAGCUAAACAUCUUUAGGGCUAAAUAAACUUAGAUAAAGUGUAUAUAAUUUAAUAUAUAACUUUAUAAUGGUAAAAUAGAUGGCAUACACAUACAGCCAGCUAGGUUUUAUUACAUGGAACUAACGUAAAGUUGAAAUUAUUAUUGGGGGAUGAAGCGCAUAUUAUUAGGGGGCAGUGGGCAUGAUUAUGGUAUUUUAUUUGAUUCUUUAGUAAAAAGAAAUCGUGUUAAAGAAGAUUUCAAGCAUGGGCUUUCAACUAGAUUAAUUGAAAGCCCAUGUUUCAAGUAAAUAUAAACACAUUAAUAUUUGGCGCCUUGUAUUCUUAAUAUUUUUUAAAGACUUAUUUUAGUUUGACAGAAAUAUGAUGUUUUUAACAUACAUGUCACCAUGUAUCUUUCUAUAGAUGCACCCUAAAUUAAAUAAAUAUACAUAUGAUUUUGAGAUAAAAUUUCUCUUUGUCACGUUAU